Messenger RNA from Rhinolophus ferrumequinum (greater horseshoe bat), 2752 nucleotides. RefSeq names its product thymocyte selection associated (gene THEMIS). The coding region runs from base 150 to 2093 and encodes 647 amino acids. The record is from RefSeq and is a predicted model, not a curated record. NCBI's taxonomy places the organism in Eukaryota, Metazoa, Chordata, Mammalia, Chiroptera, Rhinolophidae. Gene Ontology annotation, biological process: T cell receptor signaling pathway. The transcript is spliced from 6 exons.
AGCUACUCCACCCCAGCUGGGCUCUAGUGUGACAUCCCUGCCUGUCUGAGAAAGGAAUGAUGAGCAGGGUCUGUAACUGCAGACAAGUGACAACCAGAAGCCACAAGCUUCUGUAAGUACCACGUCUGCACAAGACCCAAGCCUGAGCAAUGGCAUUGUCGCUGGAGGAAUUUGUCCACUCCCUUGAUCUCAGGACCCUCCCAAGGGUCCUAGAAAUCCAGUCAGGCAUCUAUUUCGAAGGUUCUAUUUAUGAAAUGUUUGGAAAUGAAUGCUGUUUGUCAACAGGAGAAGUGAUUAAAAUUACUGGUCUCAAAAUUAAGAAGAUCAUAGCUGAAAUUUGUGAGCACACUGAAGGUUGUGAGUCUCCACAACCCUUUGAACUACCUAUGAAUUUUCCAGGUCUUUUUAAGAUUGUGGCUGAUAAAACUCCAUAUCUUACUAUGGAAGAAAUUACAAGGACCAUCCAUAUUGGACCAAGUAGACUAGGGCAUCCUUGCUUCUAUCAUCAGAAGGAUAUAAAACUAGAGAAUCUCGUUGUAAAGCAGGGUGAGAAAAUCAUGCUCAACUCAGUAGAAGAGCUCAAUGGAGAAAUAACGGUGAACUGUGGAGUGGUAAGGAAUCAUCAAAAUCACUCAUUUACUUUGCCUUUGUCACAAGAAGGAGAAUUCUAUGAGUGUGAAGAUGAACAUAUAUAUACCCUAAAGGAGAUUGUCGAAUGGAAGAUCCCCAAAAACAGAACACGAACUGUAAAACUUACAGAUUUUUCAAACAAGUGGGACUUAACGAAUCCAUUCCCUAAAGGCUUCUAUGGUGCCCUGAUUCUCAAGCCUGUUUAUGAAAUUCAAGGUGUGAUGAAAUUCCGGAAGGAUAUAGUCCGCAUCCUCCCCAGUUUAGAUGUUGAAGUCAAAGACAUUACUGAUAGUUAUGAUGCCAACUGGUUUCUUCAGCUGUUAUCUACACAAGAUCUUUCUGAAAUGACCAGUAAAGAGUUCCCCAUAGUGGCUGAAGUCAUAGAAGUGCCUCAAGGAAACCAGCUACCCAGAAGCAUUUUACAGCCUGGGAAAACCAUUGUGAUUCACAAAAAGUACCAGGCAUCGAGGAUCUUAGCUUCAGAAAUUAGAAGCAAUUUUCCUAAAAGACACUUCUUAAUCCCCACGAGCUAUAAAGGCAAAUUCAAGCGGCGACCUCGGGAGUUUCCAACAGCUUAUGACCUAGAGAUAGCGAAGAGUGAAAAGGAACCCCUCCACGUUGUGGCCACCAAAGCCUUUCAUCCCACUCAUGAUGAGUUGUCAUCCGUGUCUGUUGGGGACCAGUUUCUAGUGCAUCACUCACAGACAACUGAAGUCCUCUCUGAGGGAAUCAAAAAAGCGGUUAAUGUUCUGGCCUGUGAAAAAAUCCUCAAAAAAUCCUCUGAGGCAGCACUGCUCCCUUUGUACAUGGAAGGAGGCUUUGUCGAGGUGAUUCAUGAUAAGAAACAGUACCAUAUUUCUGAGCUUCGUGCACAGUUCCACUUGCCAUUCAAUGUGAAGGUAUCUGUGAGAGAUCUUUCCAUUGAAGAAGACAUUUUGGCUGCUACACCAGGACUGCAAUUGGAAGAAGCUAUCACAGAUACUUAUCUCCUCAUAAGUGACUUUGUCAACCCCAGGGAGUGCUGGGAAAUUCCUGUUGGCCGCUUGAAUAUGACUGUUCAGUUAGUUAGUAAUUUUUCUCAGGAUAGAGAAUCAUUUCCCGUCAGGACUUUGAUCGAAGAGAUCACUGAAGAACAAUAUUACAUGAUGCGGAGAUAUGAAAGUUCAUUGUUGCACCCCCCACCUCGCCCUCCCAAACAUCCCUCAGUGGGGGAAACAAAGUUAACUCUACUAAACUUAGCAGAAAAAAAGACAGUGGCUCUGCCUAAGUCUCCCAAGAGUCUCCAUGUAGACCUAUCCAAGAAACUGCAGUCAAAUCAAGCUGGCUUGGAUUUGAAAGCACCAGUUGGUUGUCAAAAUGAUUUGGCUGAUCUGGAGAAAGAGAGAAGCAAGAGUGGGACAACUGCAGUAGCAGGCACUGAUGUCACCACAGAAAUCUUCAAAAACAUAAAACAUCAAAAAUAACCAGAUGUGACUGAAGCCACUUGGGUAGUGAACAUAAAUGUUGCAAUGGAAAAAUAAGCCUAGACUUCUAGCUGAAAAACAACUAUUUCCCAACAGCGUUCAGAAGAAAUCUACAAAGGAAAAAAACAACCUUAAAAGUUUUAACAGAUAAAACUUAAAGAGAAAUCUAUGAUACAAAAUUCAUAAUCUAUUCUGUUGUGCCAAAAUCUUAAUGUAUUGUUUCAUUGAUACCUAGGACAUAUAUAUUUAAUGUUCACAUUUUUUGUGGUUCUUAUUUCCACUACCAACUAUUAAGCAACUGAGAAAUAAUUUUGUAUUUCAGUUUUUGAGUAAAACCAGUACAAAAUAGAAUGACAGCUCACCAAAUAUUUUCUAUUUUUCAGAAUUUGUUUUGCCAUUUUUCUGGUGUUAUCAUUUCUGUUAAAAGUAAUAAAAACUUAUAUCUGAGAGUGACUUAAAAUACUUGAGUUUCUUAUCUGACUCCUUUGGAGCUGUGGAAAUGAGUUUUGCUUCACAUUUUCAGUUUGUUUAAGAAAUACACUGCAAAUAAGUGCUUUGAGUCUUAACAGCUAAAAACCACUGUGAGUUACAGGAAUUUUACCAUAACUUACUCCCCUGUUCCCUAACAACCAGAGUUCAUAACUGCAAUAUCACCAAAG